CCUAUAAAACUUCCAACACCCGCACUGAUCCAUGGUUGUUCUUCCUGUGGUUUGCUAUAAAAAGACAUUUGCGCACUACUUCAAUACAAUCUUCAAGACUCGUAUUGCCCUGAUUUCCAAGUUCCAACCAUGAAUAACAAGAUUGAGGAGUUGGUGGACGCCAUGUCUGCGCUCUGCUUAGAAAAAGAUGCUUCGGAGCAGUCUGAUAUGGAAACUCUGGUCGACUUAUCUGAGAAUGAAGGUGCAGGAAGAAUAGUUGCAGCUUGUUGCCCAGAGCCCAGCCGACCAAGAAGAGCAAAAUAUUCCAAGCGAACCAAGAAGACCCUCAAGAUCAAGAGCCUCAACAAGAGCCUCGGCAUUUCACUAGUCAACCCAAGCAACGUACUGAGGGUGGCAGAAAUUUCAGACGGAAAUCAGUCUCUGGAGCGAGCAAAUUUCGAUCGAGAGGAGGCGCACGUCCAAAUAGGCGAUUUCUUGCGGGCGUUAGAGCUCAGCAACCAGAGUCUCGAGAUCGAUCCCGAGAAAGGCUUCACCAUCUUCCUAAAAGGCUCCGCUCUCAGACGCUAUGACCAGGCAUUCCAGUGUCUGCAAAUGGCCGUCGAGCUUUGCCCCGGCCAAGCACAUAUUGAAGAUGCUCUGCGACGGUCGAAGGCCGCUUAUGUACCCAGGGAGUACAACAUUUCGGAGUUCUUGCUCGGAGUGCAGCAGCCUCCAGAGGUUGAGGAGUUCAUUGGGGAUGUCGAGAUCAACAAGAUCAACAAGAUCAGGGGUCGAGGGCUCUUCGCAACGAGAGACAUUAGCGUCGGUGAGCUGUUAUUAGUUAGCAACGCAGCUGUCAUUGUUAAUUGCGCGGUUAAGCCUCUCAAGAUUGAUCAGAGCCACGAAAUAAAGGGCUCUUUGCAGCAAGAUCUUGUACACGCCGUUUUGGAUGCUGCCAAGAAAUCACAGAAACUGAGCCAACAGCUUUAUGAACUGGACGACGGUUCUUUACAGGUUUGCUCUUCAUUGCCGGCCAUUGAUUUGUUUCAUACAAACUGCCAAGAAAGAACAGAGGUGGUGCUAGAACUCAAGGAACAGGGGAUCCGAGACAUUGUUUUCCGAAACUCUUUCGGCGGGGAAUACAAGAAAUUUGCAGAGAAGUGCCCAGAAAACGCAGACCCGUUGGGUUUUAGCGGGUUGUGGCUGCUGCCGUCAUUUAUCAAUCACUCAUGCCUCCCCAACGCGUCCAGACUCCAUGUAGGAAAAGCAAUGUUCUUGCAUGCGGCAAAACCAAUCAAGGAAAGAGAAGAAAUCACCAUUUCUUACUUCGACGCUUUGCUUCCCCAAUCAAGAAGAGAGAAGAUUUGUGGGUCCUGGGGUUUCAAGUGCAAGUGCAGACGUUGUGGUCUGGAGAAGUCUCUCAGCACUGUUCUGGAGAGCGUGAAUGCACAGUUUGAGGGUUUGCACCAUGAUGCGCUACAGGAAACAAACACUACAAUGUCUGCAGGACAAGAAUUUCCUAGAGAUCUUCCCAAAUGUGCAGAAUUCGUCCAGGUCUUUGAAAAAUUGGAGCAAAUACUGGCAAAGUACACUACAAUGAAGGAAGAAGAAAAGAAUUGGGUUCGGGCGUCCUAUGUGACUGCAUAUUUGGCCGGAAUGCAAUCGUACAAGUUAUCUUCCAUGGAUCCCAUUCUGUCCAGGGAUGAAAUACUGAAGGCCGUUGUAACAACCGUGCCAGGGGAGAUUCGAACCGACCUUCCCAUGGUGGACCAAAUGUUUUAAGAGCUAAAGCAACAGAUUGGCAACGAAAGAUCAGCUGUAGAGAAUUUCUGCACGAAAUUAGAAUUUUACGAUUACCAAUCUGUCUUUCCCUUAAAGUUUUUGAAUGUAGCAUUUCAGGGCUCAAAGAUACUAAAUAUGAAAAUGUUUUGUUUCA
Messenger RNA from Cryptomeria japonica (Japanese cedar), 1915 nucleotides. RefSeq names its product methyltransferase FGSG_00040. The coding region runs from base 130 to 1761 and encodes 543 amino acids. The transcript is spliced from 2 exons. Gene Ontology annotation, molecular function: protein binding. Lineage: Eukaryota; Viridiplantae; Streptophyta; Pinopsida; Cupressales; Cupressaceae. The record is from RefSeq and is a predicted model, not a curated record.